UAUAAAUGGCAGAGUUCAGCAAAUGAGGAAAAGCCAGAGGAUUGCCAAGAAAAGUUGGAAGCAAACCACUUUUAAGAAUUAUUUCAAUGACUCAUCAUUUAAUUACAUAUCACUUUCAAGUAUUAACAGAAGAGACAUUUUUGGUCAGACACUAUUGCAUAGAGCUGUUAUAGAUGGUGACCUAGAUCGUAUACGUGCAGUGAUAAAAGCUGGCGCAGUUGUAAAUGCUAAAGACUAUGCAGGGUGGACUGCUCUACAUGAAGCCAGUUUAGCUGGUUUUUUCGAAGCAACAAAUGAACUUUUAAAAGCAGGUGCUGAUGUUAACUGUAAAGGAUAUGAACAAGUAACACCAUUACAUGAUGCAGUUAAAGAGGGUCACUACAAGGUGGCAGAGUUGCUGCUUUGGUAUGGGGCUGAUCCAUUAUUCAAGCAUGAGAAGGGGGGGUGUGCCUUAGAGGAAGCUACUGACAAACAGAUGAAGAAACUACUGGAAAGUUACAUACCUAAAUCUACCAGAAGUUCAGAAUCAGACUGCUUGCAACCUAAGGAAAAGGAAAUCGCUUCUUCCAGUCAGCAAUUGUAUACUAAAGCAGCUAGAAUAAACAAAAGAAAUGCUAAAGGAAAAACCUGUUUGCAUAUGGGAGCAAAAAAAGGAAAUCUGGAUUUAGUGAAGUCUUUAAUAGCAUCUGGAGCAUGUGUAAAUCAAAAAGAUAAUGCAGGUUGGAUGGCAAUUCAUGAAGCUUCCAAUGGGGGAUUUGUUGAGAUCAUCUCAGAACUCCUUAAAGCAGGUGCUGAAGUGAACAGCAAGGGUCUGGAUGAUGUACUGCCAAUUCAUGAAGCUGUUUCAGGCAACCACUUUGAGGCAGUACAGUUUUUACUUAAUCAUGGAGCAAACCCAAAUGAGACAGAUAACUGUGGGAAAAAUGCUAUGGAUGAAGCCACCUGUGAUAAAAUGAAAGAACUUCUUAAGUCUUACGGAGCUACUGAAACCAAAAAGUCCUAUAGAAUGAAUGAUGUUGCAGGUGGAAGAGAGUUACGGCCUUCUAAUUCUAGAAGAACCCGUCAUGGUUAUAAUUGCUAUGGAAAGGAUAACCUGUCUGCAUGCUUCAGUGCAGUUAGACAAGAAAGUAGGACACAUGAAUCUAUCAGUGAAAUAUUGCAGGAUAUAGAAGAGAAGCAGAAUAAACUUUUACACUUUGAAUUAAGAAGCCAAAGGCAUGCAGAUCAGUAUAUUCAAGACCUGUCUCAGAUACAAAGUGUUCUGAAUGAGGUGCUUGCCAAACAGAAGUCAGAAAGGGAUGUCCUCGCUAAAAAAUACAGAGCUUCUGUGGAAUCUUUUAAACAGGGAGCACUGAGAGAACAGCUAGUUAAGCUUGUUUCCAGACAAAAGAGCCUUCUGCUUUUGGCACAAAAACAGAAAGAACUAGGCCAGAAGAUACAAAAUUAUAAGAAGGCAAAGAAAGAGACUCUAAGUUCAGCAGAACAGAUUCCAAGCACAUCCUCCAAUUCAUGUGAAAGAAACAACACAAAAAAUGAUACAUCUGAUAAAACACUACAGUCCCCUGACAGGGCUAUGGACAUAAAAUCCAGCUUGGUCAUAGAAAGUGGCUUUUUAGAUCAAGAGCACAACCAGUAUACAAAUGAGUCUCUGAAUGGAGGAAAUGAAAGAACAGUUAGGCAAAGCAUUGUUGUUGCUCAUCAUGUGGUCUCCAAAAAGGGAGAACAUACCACUGAUAAAAUAUUAGACUCCAAGCUCGCCAGUGCUGUGGACCAGACAACGUUGCCUUCUGAACCAGCUAUUUGCCCUGUCCAGAUAAAACAAUCACAGCUAGAGGAAACUGCUUGUGAAUCUGUGGCCACCCAAAGAAACACACCUCCAGCUGUAAUACCAUUGACCUGUGCACUGAAUAUUUCUCAAGCUACAGACGUUGCUGUCAAUGAUGUCAGUCAGCCAGCUGCAUUGGUUUACCUUAAUGAGACCUUACAGCAACAUUCAGAUAUAAAUGAGGCUUACCAAACACAAACAAUAAUAGGCUUAGAAUCCAUACACAGCAGUCUUGCCACUCAGAGAAAUUUUUCUCCAAACAAUAGAGCUUCACUUAAUGCUAACUUAGAACAUACAGGGAUAGUUUGUGAUGCACCAUCAUCAAGCACAGUCGGUCAGGAUUCUUCUAAUUGGUCCACCAAACAGGAUUCUGAGAAUCAAUUAAUCUGCAAACAAAACAGAAGGGAAAAAAAUCAACUACUAGAUUUGAUUGAACAAGGAAAGAUUAAGCCGGGAGAUGAUGUUCUAGAAUUCAGACUCCAGGAUUCCAAACAUAAAGCUAGCCUUUUGGAAAAUGGCAGAGUCAAAACUUGCAACAACACAGUUUACCAGAGUCCAGUUCAAUGGAUUAAAGCACUUUUGGGAAAUGAUAUUUCUGUAAACUGGAAAUAUGUGUGGAAUAAGGUCACAUAUUGUGGAACUCUGUUAUCAAAAAUUGUUGCUGAAGUUCAUAUUCCUAAGGAGCCAUUGCAACAAAAAAGGCCUUUUGAAUCUCCCUAUCGGCCCAUUUCAUCAAAACAACUCACAUUUCUUCAGUGUAAUGAAAUUGUGUUAAUAGAAGAUGAAGAACUUCUACCACAACACAUAAUGGAACAGUACUGGAACUUAUACAUCCAUGGGAAAAAAAAGAAAAGAAAGGAGCAGCACGAGAGACGAAGCCGAGCGCCCGCCAAGUUCUCCAGCAUGCCUGGGCGUGAACAUCACAACACGCCCCCGUCCUUCCCCGGGCGGGCAAGCAAGCCGGCCCCCUCGGCUUGGGAGGAAGCACUCGGAGCGCUCGGGGCGGGCGGGCGGGAAGCGCUCCCGGUGGGGCCGUUUCGGUUCCUGCUUGUGAGAAGCGCCCCCCCUCCUCCCCCUCUUGGAGCAGACACCGGGCGCCCCUCCUUCCCCACCACGUCAUGGGGUCCUCUCCUCCGCAGCAGCCAGCCUCUCCUCGCCCACAGACCUGCGAGGCGGAGCGCGGCGAGCCCAGCCAGGCGAGGGCGUAGCCAAGCCCUUCGCAAACAUCUGGACCCGCCUCCCUUUCCCCAGCCCUCGGGGGCCAACUCCACCGGCUCAGCGCCACUUUUCCGAAACUUUCGCCGCCGCUCGCCCCUGAGGCAGUCACCGACAGAGCGCCCCGCGGAGAACCGGGAAGAGACGGGCAGGCUGAGAAAUCCCUCCGCCUCGGUGCCAGUCCCUGCUGCUGCUGCUGCUGGUCGGGAAGGGGAGCCGCAGCCGGCCCCGGGAGCCACUGGGCUGUAG
Molecule: messenger RNA, 3289 nt
Organism: Heteronotia binoei (common prickly gecko)
Lineage: Eukaryota; Metazoa; Chordata; Lepidosauria; Squamata; Gekkonidae
Product: ankyrin repeat domain-containing protein 31-like
Exons: 16
Coding region: 23-3289 (1088 amino acids)
Molecular function (GO): protein binding
Source: RefSeq, a predicted model, not a curated record